Lizanozyma spartinae is the source of this 996-nucleotide messenger RNA. RefSeq names its product Erg251p (gene ERG251). Bases 1 to 996 code for a protein of 331 amino acids. Gene Ontology annotation, molecular function: C-4 methylsterol oxidase activity; iron ion binding. The record is from RefSeq and is a predicted model, not a curated record. Gene Ontology annotation, biological process: ergosterol biosynthetic process. The transcript has a single exon. Lineage: Eukaryota; Fungi; Ascomycota; Pichiomycetes; Serinales; Debaryomycetaceae.
AUGAAUAUAUUCCAACUGGCAUCUUCCUUACAUUACUUGGUUGAAGGGUUCUCACCCGCAGCCAUUGCUCUAAAUUCAACAGCUGAAUCAUUUUCAACCAUAUAUGGGACUUUAAAGACCAUCAGUGAAACAGAUCCAACAUCUGCUGCUUCUGCUUUGAGUCUUGUUGAAAGAGCUUGGGCUGCUUGGUAUAUCUGGAUGAACAAUGAUGUUCUUGCUACUGGUUUAUUAUUCUUUCUCACCCAUGAAUUGAUGUAUUUCGGUAGAUGUUUACCUUGGUACAUUAUAGACCAUAUACCAUAUUUUAGAAAAUGGAAAAUCCAACCCAAUAAAAUCCCCCUGGAUAAAGAACAAUGGGAAUGUUUUAAAGCUGUUAUCAAAUCUCAUUUAUUAGUGGAAGCUUUACCUAUUUGGUUAUUCCAUCCCUUAUGUGCUACUUUGGGUAUUUCUAUCGAUGUCCCCUUCCCAGCUCUAAAGGUAAUGGCUGCUCAGAUUGCUUUAUUCUUUGUUUUGGAAGAUAAUUGGCAUUACUGGGCUCAUAGAUUAUUUCAUUACGGUCCAUUCUAUAAACAUAUUCAUAAGCAGCAUCAUAAAUACGCUGCUCCCUUUGGAUUAGCAGCUGAAUAUGCUCAUCCAAUUGAAGUUAUGAGUUUAGGUUUUGGUACUGUUGGCUUCCCCAUCAUUUACGCUUACUGUACCAAACAAUACCCUCAAUUGAAUUUACCAGUUUUACAUUUGUUCACCUUGACUGUCUGGAUUGUUCUCAGAUUAUUCCAAGCUGUGGAUUCUCAUUCAGGUUACGAAUUCCCUUGGUCUCUUCACCACUUUUUCCCACUUUGGGCUGGUGCGGAACAUCACGAUGAUCAUCACCACUUUUUCAUUGGUAACUACGCUUCAAGUUUCAGAUACUUGGAUUACUUGCUAGGAACGGAAUCAGGAAUCCCUGCUAACAUUGUAAGAGAAAGAAAGAUGAGACAAAAGGCCGAGGCAAAGUAG